AGACGAACAAAAUAGUAUUGAAGUGUUGUUCAUCAAAAAUGUUUAUGAUGAAAAACAGAGCGGGAUAAACUCUUCAUCCUCCAGCACCUGUAUUGAGUCAUAUCGAUUCAUGACGAGCAAGCAGGGUAGGCAAAUGCCGUAUUUCCGCUUUGGAUGAAUUGUGAAUCACCCAUCAGCAUAAUGGAGUGUAUGGGCUUAAAGCCUUACACUGAAUGUGUUCCUGUGGACAUGAUUGGAAAGUACGCAUUUGUCAUUACAUUUAAUGAAGGCAGCUGCUGUGCGGAUUGAUUCGUUAAUUAUGAUCAUGGCUUUGGACUUACGCUCGUUUAUUAUAAAAAGGAAAACCCUUAUGGUUGGCAAUUUGCAGUCAAGCCAUGAGCCAACAAGGAGUCAACCCAAAGAUACAGGGAAGAUGCACUUGACACCGUCUUGGAGGUACCUAUACCGGAAGAGAUGUUCACAAAAAUGGGCAACAAUUCAGCUUCCCGUUGGCAAAACAUGCGUGCAUUGAUGAAUGCUCAAGCUGCUGCUGAUAAAUCAGCCCAUCUCCAAUCUAAAUCAAAUACUGAAUUUAUAGCAUUGCUUAAGCUUGUCGGCUCUCCUCUUAUCCCUUUUCAGGCUCAUCCUGACCAGCCACUCACUCGUCCUCUCAAAGAUUGUUCCAUUGAAGCUUCUACCGCAAAAUAUAUAGUACAGCAAUAUAUAGCAGCAAUUGGAGGACCAGUGGCGCUGAAUUCAGUGAAGAGCAUGUAUGCAGUAGGGCAGGUUAAGAUGGCUGCAUCAGAAAUGCACCAAGGUGAUGACAGUGUGCACGCAGAAGGCAAGUCUGAGGUUGGUGGAUUUGUACUAUGGCAAAAAAACCCUGAUUUAUGGUACCUAGAACUAGUUGUUUCUGGUUACAAGGUUAGUGCAGGCAGUGAUGGCAAGGUUGCUUGGAACCAGUCGUCUUCUCAGGCCUCUCAUGCUAAUAGAGGUCCUCCAAGACCCUUGCGGCGGUUCUUCCAGGGAUUGGAUCCAAGGUGCACUGCCAAUUUGUUCUUAGAAGCAGCAAGCAUUACAGAGAAGAAAGUGAGCAAUGAAGACUGCUUUGUACUCAAGCUCGAGACCAACUCGAACAACCUUAAAGCUCAAAGUUCUUCCAAUACAGAAAUUGUACACCAUAUAAUAUGGGGCUACUUCAGCCAAAGAACAGGACUCCUUGUCAAAUUCGAGGAUACGAAAUUAGUGAAGAUGAAACCGGUUAAAGGAAAUAAUAAUGUGUUUUGGGAGACAUGUAUGGAGUCAGUGGUUGGAGAUUAUAGAUAUAUUGAAGGCAUCAAUGUAGCACACUGUGGAAAGACUACAGCAACACUUCACAGAUAUGGAGCAUCACAUAAUCAUAAGAGGAAAAUAGAGGAAACAUGGAUGAUUGACGAAGUUGAUUUUAAUAUAUGUGGGUUGUCAAUGGAUUGUUUUUUACCUCCUGCUGAUCUAAAGAGAGAAGAAGGAGGAGAGCAGUGACCAAAUUACAUUUUUUUUUCAUUUCUUUUUUUGGAAUAGGGGAACAGAAAUGUGAGUUAAAGAUUGCAGGUUGAAGGGAAAUUCCCUGUACAUGUAGGAAAGUGGAAAAUUUC
This is a messenger RNA of Populus euphratica (Euphrates poplar), 1613 nucleotides long. RefSeq lists its product as uncharacterized. The coding region runs from base 454 to 1500 and encodes 348 amino acids. The transcript has 4 exons. Lineage: Eukaryota; Viridiplantae; Streptophyta; Magnoliopsida; Malpighiales; Salicaceae. The record is from RefSeq and is a predicted model, not a curated record.